UUACAGCCAUACUGCUGGAUGUGAUGGGAAACUCUACAAGUUACCUGCACGAGCUCUUUAAAUCCUCCUCGAUCCUCUCAGUGAGCCAGAGGAAUAACUCGGACUGUAUCUACAUCUGCGUGAUGGCCGGCAGAGAGGUGCCUGAGCUGUGGGACGUCGGCUCCAUCACGCCGCUCUUCAACCAGACCAUCGUGGAAGGACCGCACGCAGCUAACAUCUCCUUCCGGCUCCCUGUCGAAUGGCACCAACUGCCCACGAAUCUGAGUCACAUCUCUCCAUCUGGGAUGAGCUCCAUGCUAACCAGCAGAGUCCAUUCAACCGCACAUGCUUCACCAACAGCUGUGGAUGAAGCAGCUGCAUCUACAGCGAAGGUCACCACAGCUCAGCCGCUCACAACGGCUCCGCAGCCUACGACCGUCACGCCUCAGAGUUACACUACAGCCGAAACGCCGGAGACAACCCAGCAACCCACGGCACCAAGCAUGACCGCAAGAGCUGUAACAGCACAAAGGGAGACCACGCCCACUGUGGCAUCUUCUCAGAGUGGAACUAGAGAGGAAAAAACAACUUUAGCACCAAUUACAACCUUAAAACAGCGAACCACCACCGCCGCCGCUCCGACUGCUGCAGCUCCCACCACAGCAGCACCACGAUUACCCACGACACCGGGCAGAGCUUCAACCUUCUCACCAGCAGUUAGUCUGAUCCGCACGCCGGCGUCUACAAGCACAGCAGCCCCGCACACGACGUCCACAGUUCAUCCCACGAGACUUCCACCUGUGCGAGCCACAGCAGGACCCACGGUGCCCAGGAGGACUACAGGGCCUCUGGUUAGAACUACAACUCCCAGCAAGCCGACGGAGAAACCAGCUCUUACUACGAGUGAUGAAGAAGAAAAGAGCGAGUUACCUUCCCCAGGAUGCGUGCUGGAGCCGGGUCAGAGGAAGAGGCCAGACUGUGGCUCUUUGGCCCGAUCGCUCAGCAGGUACUGUGACGACAGCCACCUGUGGUAUGAGAAGCACACCUCUGAAGUGUGUCGGCGGGUCAGGAGGGUCUCCUUCUCCAGAAGUAAGUGGACAGCACGAGACAUUGACCUGCCGGGCUCUGCUGCUCGAGACUCCCUGUGCAGUAAAACAAACACCUGCAGCAGCAAAGAGUUUGGUCGCCCCGGGGCAAACUGCAUAUUUUAUUGA
This is a messenger RNA of Neolamprologus brichardi, 1193 nucleotides long. The record is from RefSeq and is a predicted model, not a curated record. NCBI's taxonomy places the organism in Eukaryota, Metazoa, Chordata, Actinopteri, Cichliformes, Cichlidae.